AUGGUCACGAGUCCGUCGAAGCGCCCAGGGGGAAGGAUGUUGCGCAGUCGCGCGCGCACCUCUGGCAUGGAUGAAUCUGUAGCUUUCAAGUUGAAGGAGCAUCAACGCGAGCUUGUGAAGCAGAAGCAGGACGAAGGGCUUGCGCGUUUUAAGCGUGGCGACGCGGCGGUGAACAACGAUGACGAGCAGGGUUUUAAAAAGUACGAGAGUUACCGCCGCGAAAGUAUGCUACCCGCAAAAGUGGACGAUUUGCGCAUUAUGGUCGAUCUUCGCGCGCAGUCGAUUAUUUUGCCGAUCAGCGCGUACGCUGUGCCGUUCCAUAUUAAAACGGUGAAGAAUGUGAGCAAGUCAGAUGAAGGCGACUACACGUAUUUGCGCAUCAACUUUGUCACGCCGGGCCAGCUCUCUGGUAAGAAGGAUAAUGUCCCUUUCGACACUCCGGACGCAACGUUUAUUCGCAACGUAAGCUAUCGCUCCACGGAUGCACGGCAUAUGGAUGCAUUGUUCAAUGAAAUCACCGAGAUGCGACGUGUGGCGUCGAAGCGUGAGGCGGACCGCAAGGAGCUAGCCGACAUUGUCGAGCAAGAUCAGCUUGUUCUGAACAAGGCACGCCCUUUGACGCUGCCAGAAGUGUUCCCGCGCCCCGCACUCGAGGGUAAACGCGUUCCUGGCGGUCUAACAAUUCAUCAAAACGGUGUGCGCUUUGCAUCGCCACUGCGUCCCGACCAGCGGAUCGAUAUUCCGUUUAGCAAUGUCAAGCACCUAUUUUAUCAACCGUGCGAUGGUGAGUUGAUUGUCCUAAUCCACUUUCACCUGAAAGCGCCAGUCAUGAUUGGCAAGCGGAAAACCAAGGAUAUUCAGUUUUACCGCGAAGCCUCAGAGGUACAGUUUGACGAGACCGGAAACCGUAAGCGCCGCUAUCGCGCGGGAGACGAAGACGAGAUUGAAUUAGAGCAAGAAGAACGCCGCAUGCGCCAUCAGCUCAACAAGGAAUUCAAACACUUUUCCCAGCGUAUUGCGGACGCCUCCGAAGGCCGGCUCCAAGUGGACAUCCCUUACCGCGAUCUUGGCUUCAACGGUGUUCCCUCACGUGCCAGUGUACUGCUACAGCCUACGACAGAUUGCCUCGUGCAACUGACCGACCCGCCAUUUUUGGUCGUGACCCUAUCGGAAAUCGAGAUCGUGCAUCUCGAGCGUGUCCAGUACGGUCUCUCCUCCUUCGACUUGGUAUUUGUGUUCAGCGAUUUUUCGCGUGCGCCAUUGCAUGUUAGCAGCAUUCCCACUUCGUCGUUGGACGACGUGAAGCAAUGGCUAGAUUCUGUUGACGUUGCCGUCACCGAAGGUGCCGUGAACCUGAACUGGGGCGCGAUUAUGAAAACGAUCAAUGACGACCCCUUUGCAUUCUUUGAGGAAGGCGGCUGGAGCUUUCUCCAGGGCGAUGCGAGUGAUGCGAGUGAUGCGGAAGACAGCGAGACGGCCUCGGAGUUUGGUUCUGACUUGGUCGAAGAUGACCAGGAAUCUACCGAAUAUUCCGAAAGCGAGUCUGACUUUGGCGCCUCGGACGCCGACAGCGGCGAAGGCUCCGAAGAAGGCGAGGAGAGUGAAGAGGGCGAGGAUUGGGACACGCUCGAAUCCAACGCUGCAAAAGAGGACCGUAAUAAGCGCCUUGAGCGCGGCGAGGGCAGUGGAGACGAGAGUGAAGACGAUGAGAAGCCCAAGGUGAAGAGGAGCAAAUAG
Malassezia vespertilionis is the source of this 1737-nucleotide messenger RNA. RefSeq names its product Xaa-Pro aminopeptidase (gene SPT16). Gene Ontology annotation, biological process: positive regulation of transcription elongation by RNA polymerase II; transcription elongation by RNA polymerase II. The transcript has a single exon. The record is from RefSeq and is a predicted model, not a curated record. The coding region runs from base 1 to 1737 and encodes 578 amino acids. Lineage: Eukaryota; Fungi; Basidiomycota; Malasseziomycetes; Malasseziales; Malasseziaceae. Gene Ontology annotation, molecular function: nucleosome binding. Gene Ontology annotation, cellular component: FACT complex.